GACUUUCUUCUUCACUGACUCUCUGCAUACUGUGAAAUCGCCAUUUCUUCAUCUCUCCCAAUCUCCUUCUCAAAUUCCGAUCUUUCUCGUCUCUGUCAAUCCAGAUCCCUCCGAAUUCAGCCAAUGCUGCUCCGAUGAUCGGAUUCGGAUCCCACAUUUUCGUCUCUCCCCAUCCACCCCCUUUUCAGCCCUAAUUGAUCCAAUCAAUCCAAAAACCCCUCACUCCCCCAAUUCAAUCCCUAAAUUAUACACUUCAAUCGCUGAUUCCCCCAAUUGAUUCGGCAAUUUCCCAAUCCAAUCAUCAGAACGAUGAAAUCCACGGGCCGAUUCUUCACGAUCGGGCUGGUGACGUCGUGGUACUCGUCCAACAUUGGGGUUUUGCUGCUGAACAAGUACCUGCUGAGCAAUUACGGCUUCAAGUACCCGAUUUUCCUCACCAUGUGCCACAUGACGGCGUGCGCGCUGCUCAGCUACAUCGCCAUUGCGUGGAUGAAGGUCGUGCCGAUGCAGACGAUAAGAUCUAGGGUUCAGUUCAUGAAGAUCUCGGCUCUCAGCUUGAUCUUCUGCACCUCGGUCGUCAGCGGCAACAUUUCGCUCAAGUACUUGCCGGUCAGCUUCAAUCAGGCCAUCGGCGCCACCACGCCCUUCUUCACCGCCGUCUUCGCCUACUUGAUGACUCUCAAGAGGGAGGCGUGGUUGACUUACGUGACUCUGAUUCCUGUGGUCACCGGAGUCGUCAUCGCCAGUGGGGGUGAGCCGAGUUUCCAUUUGUUCGGUUUUCUAAUGUGUGUCGGAGCAACAGCUGCAAGGGCACUGAAAUCAGUGGUUCAGGGGAUUUUGCUUUCGUCUGAAGGGGAAAAAUUGAAUUCUAUGAACCUGCUGCUGUACAUGGCUCCUAUAGCUGUUGUGUUGCUGCUUCCCGCUACGCUUUUUAUGGAGGAAAACGUUGUUGGUAUCACAUUAGCAUUAGCUAGAGAAGAUGUCAGAAUUAUUUGGUUGCUGUUGUUCAACUCUGCGCUGGCGUAUUUCGUAAAUUUGACCAACUUUCUGGUCACGAAACACACCAGUGCUCUAACUCUUCAGGUGCUUGGAAAUGCGAAAGGGGCAGUAGCAGUGGUCGUCUCCAUACUGAUCUUCAAGAAUCCCGUCUCUGUAACGGGGAUGCUUGGAUACUCCCUUACCGUCAUUGGUGUUAUCCUCUAUAGUGAAGCCAAGAAGCGCAGCAAAUGAGAGCGCGGCCAUCAACAAAGACGUCAUCCAUAUUGUAAUUUGACAGAGCUUGGCCCCGGGAAGACGUAUUUUUGCCCAAAGGGCCAAGGAGGAGAGCGAGAGAGCAACAAAGGGUUCGACACGUACCAGCAGUAGUGGAGUAGAAGUAUAAAUAAGUGACUCAAAUGUCUUAAUUUUUCCCAAUCUUGGCUUCUCAAAGUAAGCUCACUUUUACCUUAAUUCUUUUGGGAAAGAUUCGAUCCAUUUACACAGCUUGUGAUUAUAAUUUUUUUACAAUGUCAAUUAACUAUAGACAUACACAGAGUUUAUCAAUUUGUUAUCAUCCUUACUUCAUCAAAUGAUAUAUGAAAGAAUACUAUAUUAGCCAA
Molecule: messenger RNA, 1598 nt
Organism: Salvia hispanica
Lineage: Eukaryota; Viridiplantae; Streptophyta; Magnoliopsida; Lamiales; Lamiaceae
Product: putative sugar phosphate/phosphate translocator At3g11320
Source: RefSeq, a predicted model, not a curated record